UGUUUUUUUUUGUUGAAUUUAUUUACUUGUUCCUUUGUUUAUUCUUGCUUUUUAUUUGCAAAUUUUUAUCUUCGCUUUUUCUCUUAAUUUUAAACUCAGAUGAUGUCGUCUAUUUCAUCGAGGAAAAAUCUUGACGAUGAAAUCAUCAGCUCAAGUGAUAAAAUGUAUUUAUUGGCCUAACAGUAGUCACAAAAAUUUGAUCAGGCAAACACUUUCGAUGGUUUGUUUAUUUCAAUAUAUUUGUCCCCAUUGGCAUAUCCCUUAUUCGUUCCCAAUAAAUUGAGCAUGUGGCUGGAGUCCUCUAUAUAUAAAUAUACUCACGUAGCCUGACAUGUUUUACUAUUGUCUUUCCCAGCCUUCACCUUCUUGCAAAUAAUAGAUUUGCAUACUUUAUUCUUUAGUUUUCUGAAUAGUGUGUGUAUUUAUUUAUUUAUUUUAUUAUUUAUUUUUUCAUUCUUCUUUAGGUAAAUCUUGCUUUUCCUUUUCCCUUCUUUUCUCCUCUCUCUGUCUCUGUCUCUCUCUUCUUUUUCCUUACAAGAGGAACAAAAUCGUUUGUCCCUUGCUACAGUGAUAAUUCCUUUUUCUAUCCUGAAUCUUCUCAUCACUCAAUAGUCAAAGUAAGGAGACUGAAUUUCAUGAGUUUUGUUCUUUGAAAGUAUCACUGGAAUAUUUCUUUUUUUAUUUGAUUUACGACAUUCAUUUCGUAUAGUUGUGUUGCUUUUCUUUUUCCAAUAAAAGGGGGGUUUUUUCCAAAUAAUUAAAUUACCUUUUUGCUUGUUUCAUCGAUUCUUUUUUGAAAAUGGCAAAUUCGUCGUCGUCAUCGUCGUCGUCGUCGACUUCGGCGUUCGUCUCCAGUUUGAUUUUCAAUUUGGUAAUAUUCGCUAUUAUGAUGAGUAUCUUCAUUCUCUUGCGUCCUCGUGAAAAACGUGUUUACCAAGCUCGAUGCGAAGUCAAAACUCAGCCUGAAGAAGAAAUCCCAGAACCUGCUGGUGGUGGUCCUUUUUCCUGGGUUCUCGCUUGCUUCAAAUAUUCUGAAACUUCGUUGAUUCGAUACGCUGGUAUUGAUGCUUACUUCUUUUUACGUUAUCUAUUCACCUUUACUUUCCUUUGCUUCUUGGGUUGCAUCCUCGUGCUACCCAUCUUGCUCCCCGUCAAUGCUACAAAUGGAAACGGUAAAAGCGGAUUCGAUAUUAUCUCCUUUUCCAAUGUGAAAAAUCACAACCGCUUUUAUGCACAUGUAUUUCUCAGUUGGAUCUUCUUUGGUUCCGUACUCUUUGUCAUCUACCGUGAACUACAUUACUAUGUUGUCUUUCGUCAUGCUGUCCAGGCUUCUCCCCUCUAUGACCAAAGCAAGUCUUCUCACCACAUGGUCAUCAGCGAGCUUCCCAAAUAUGCUCUUGAAAACAAAGAUGUCGUGCGUAAACAUUUCCCAAACGCCUCUCGUAUUGAGUACGUGCAUAAUAUCAAGAAGCUUCAGAAAAGAGUUGAAAAACGUAGCAAUUUGGGCGAUACAUACGAAGCCACUCUGAAUGGACUCAUCAACAAGUCCGUCAAAAAGAGAAAUAAAUUAAUCAAGAAACAAAAGGAACUACCCACAGAACUUGAACUCACUUCUUACGUGAAAAAACGUCCUACACACCGCCUCACUUUUCUUAUCGGAAAAAAGGUUGAUUCUAUUGAUUACUGCCGUGAUGAAAUUGCAAAGUUGAACGAGCAAAUCGACGAACUUCAAACCAAGGUGGAAGAACAGAAGAAGGUGGGCUCCGUUAUCCUUGAAUUCCCAUCUCAAGCUCAACUUCAAAUGGCUUACCAAGCCUUUCUAUACUCUUCCCAAUUCCGUCGUUGGCGCAUGGGUCGUGUUCUUUUGAACGUUAAUCCUGAUGAGAUCAUCUGGUCGAAUUUGACUAUGUCUACACCGGAGCGAUAUGCCCGUAGAUUCGCCGCCAAUUCCGUCCUAACAGCCAUGAUUAUAUUCUGGUCCAUUCCUGUAGCUGUCGUUGGUUGUAUUUCUAACAUCAACUUCUUAACUAGUAAGGUGCACUUCUUGCGGUUUAUCGACAAUAUGCCCUCCAAAUUGAUGGGUAUUAUCACUGGUAUUUUGCCUACUGUUGCAUAUGCUGUUCUGAUGUCUCUUGUGCCUCCGUUCAUUAAAUAUAUGGGCAAAGUUGGUGGUGGACUUACCAUCCAUGAAAUUGAAAGAUACUGCCAAACUUGGUUCUAUGGUUUCCAUGUAGUUCAAGGUUUCUUAGUUCUUACCGUGACGUCUGCAGCAAGUUCUGCUGUGGUAUCUGUAAUCGAGAAACCUCAAAAUGCCAUGUCUCUUUUGGCCUCUAAUUUACCAAGAGCAUCCAACUAUUAUAUCUCACAAUUUUUAUUACAAGGAUUAGCAUUCCCUGGUGGUGCACUUGCUCAAAUUGUGGUUUUGGCUUUAUCAAAGGUACUGGGACGCAUUUUGGAUAAUACACCGCGCAAAAAGUGGACCCGCUGGAUUAGUCUAUCACAACCUAGCUGGGGCGUAUUGUAUCCCACCUAUUCCUUGUUGGUAGUAAUCAUGUUGUGUUAUUCCAUCAUCGCACCGAUCAUUAUGGGAUUUGCCUUGGUUGGAUUGUCUUUAAUUUACGUUGCUUACUUGUACAACUUGAUUUAUGUAUUUGGACACAGCGCUAAUGCCAAAGGCAGAAAUUAUCCAAUGGCUUUGUAUCAAAUGUUUGUGGGUCUUUACCUUGCUGAAAUUUGUUUAGUUGGAUUGUACGUCUUAGGUAAGAACUGGGGCUGCACAGUUUUGCAAGCUCUGUUUUUGGGAGCUACAGUGGCAUGUCACUUGUACUUCAAGCACAAAUUUUUGCCAUUGAUAGAUAUAGUACCCGUGAGUGCGAUUGAGUCCGCCAAUGAGCAUCCCGAAGUAAAAUAUCCCAACGAUUUGGGUGCCUCUGAGGCAAAGGCGAUGGCAAGAAUGUAUCCAUCGAAUGUCGAAGAUGCGGUUCCCUUGAGCGAAGGUAAUGAAAGCGAAGCUUGGCAGGUAUCGUCAGCGAUGGAUGAACCCGAGAAGAAGGAGAACGACAAGUCAGCGGAAGUUAUGGGUGAGCAAACUGAUCAAAUUCAAACGAAGGAGUCAACAACAAAGACAUCUGGAUUCAAUGAGGUAGCUUCGAUACAUCAAGAAUCCAACUUUGCUGGAAGUUAUCUUUCUUCUGCGUUCCGUAAAAAUACCAUUAUGCCUGCAUUUGAUCGCGUCUUGCAAAUAUUGCCCAGGUUCUAUGGCAUCGGACCUACUAAUCAGCAACCUUUGCAGUUUAUUGAUCCAGCAUUACAAUCGACUCCUCCAUCGAUAUGGAUUCCACGCGACCCUAUGGGUUUGUCUAAGCUAGCCAUUGAAGAUGCGAAAGGCAAGGUGGAUGUGUUUGAUGACAAUACCGGGUAUAAUGAAAAGGGCCAAUUGGAAAACACGGGACCUCCUCCCAAAUAUGAAGAUGCUGUUUCUGCAUAAUCGCAAUUCUAAUAACCAUUGCUAUAAUUUUAAGGAUGAUUAUAAUAAUAGCUAUAAUAAUAAAGCAACUAAUAUGAUGGAUAAGUAAUACAUCCACCGGUUAGAUAGGUAGGGAUAUCUAGGUUUUAUCAAUAUGGAAGGUGAACAAAGUUGUCUGUUUGCUUUUAAAAAGCAUCUUGUUGUCGUAUUAAUCUCAAGAAAAAAAAAAAAAAAA
This is a messenger RNA of Schizosaccharomyces cryophilus OY26, 3701 nucleotides long. RefSeq names its product DUF221 family protein. Gene Ontology annotation, cellular component: plasma membrane. The record is from RefSeq and is a predicted model, not a curated record. NCBI's taxonomy places the organism in Eukaryota, Fungi, Ascomycota, Schizosaccharomycetes, Schizosaccharomycetales, Schizosaccharomycetaceae. The coding region runs from base 800 to 3487 and encodes 895 amino acids. The transcript has a single exon. Gene Ontology annotation, molecular function: calcium-activated cation channel activity.